AUGGCUGCCAAGCAGGAGGCAAAGCUACAGAGGAAACUGUAUCAAAGUACGCCGUUUUUUGUACCAAGUUCCUAAGGUGUGCUAUAGAGACCUUGAAAAAUGUGAAAGCCAAAGGAAAUGACCUUAUUGAGGUCACAGAUGCCUUGAAACUAGGUAAGAUGAAGCAUGUGAACAUCUUUAGUUGCUGUUUGGGAGUAAGGUCUUUUCUGAGUUCCUAAAAUAAGCUUAAUGCUUACUCUUAAAAUGUGGCCAGCUUCAAAACCUUACUAAUUGAAUGAAAUUCAACUUAUUUUUAGAACUACUUUGUCAAUGUGGUAUUUCCAGCUCAAAUGACUAUCCACUAAGACACCUAGAUAUUUUACAUGAUCCUUACACUCAAGGAAAGUAAGAAUGUGAUUAAUAUUAUCAAACAGUAGAAUAUUGUUCGAAUGGUCCAUCUUACGUUGGUGAGGACAAAAGAUAACAAAGUUUGAUUUUUUAGCAUUUAAUGUUAGCUUACUUGCAUUGAGCCAAUCCGAGACUCUGACCAGUUCGUUAUUGACCAUUUUUUCAAGAGAUUUAAAUUUUAAAUUUUAAAUUUUUGUCAGCAUACAACAAAUUUGUGUCAUCUGCAAAAAGGUAAAAUGAAAAUUUCGCUGAAGAAUAAAACUUUACAACCUACUUAUGGUCUGGGACUCCCACAUACAUACAACACAUUUCCCAGUGGAAGGAAAUAGCAUUUUCAACAUGGUGUAAGCAGGGCACAACAAAGUGCUAUCUGAUAAUCCAGAGCCAGUAAGGCUUAAAUAUGGGUCAAAUAUAAGUUGUCCGAUAAGCAAACCACAUUUGAGAGAGUGUGAGAUUAAUAGAGGGCUAUAAAGAUACAUUUAACUUGCAAAUUGUUCUGUUCAUAUUUCAGUGGGGACACUUCUCAACAACACUUUAUCACUCUGUUAUGGCAACUACCUGAAAUUUUUUCCUUCAGUAGAUCAGCUUGCUAAAACACUUUACCUUAUUGUUGCUCAGCUCAUUGCCAAGGCACAGUUUGAAAGGGCUCUGGAUCAUGCUAAUGACCUAUAUAAAUUCAUCCAGCUUCUUAAGGCAUGGAAGAGCUACGACAGUGAAAAGAUGGACAAGGAAAUUGGAUCACUUUGUUUACAUUCAACUGAUCUGUUACUUCAAGGAGCAGGGAAGCUUGAGGAAGCAAAAGUACCUCCAGGGGAAAGACCAUCUCACUUGUGUGUUGUGUUAGAAUGGAGAAAGCUCUCAUUACUUUUUCAAGCAGAAGCAAAUGUACAUUCUUCACUAAAAUCCUUGGUAGAUAGAACUCUGAAAUGUGGGACAAAAUUUCAAGUGGAUUGUGGGCCCAAGAAUGUUGAUUUUAAAACCUUAGCAAGCUUCUUUGAAACCAUUUUUAGUGCACUCAUGAACAAGCAAGAACAACUGAUUGCAAAUGGACAAGAAUUUACAGUUCUCUUGGCUGAACUUGGAUUUCAUUAUGGCAGAAUUUGUAAUAAGGCUGGAAACUCAACAGAAGCUUUGGUUGUGUUUGAUAACCUGUUGAAAAUUGCAGGAAAUGAAAACCAUUGCAAAAAUGGUCAUUUUAAACUACAAAUACCUCCACAAGUUUGUUGUUGUGUGUGUUUAGUCUGCAAGGCAGCUAUUUCGUUGAACUCUACUAUAAAAUCUCAAACUCAAGAAUCUCUUCAGCUGAUGUUAUUUGAAAGUAACCAGCUAAUCUCCCAGAUCCUGAACUGUAGCACAUUACCUUCACCAAUGUUAAAACUACUUUCAGACUCCCUGGAGUACUUCAGAAUUAAUUUGCAAAAUGAAAGUAACAAAAAGAGUAAGGAGAAAUCACCCACUCUUUCAUUGAAGACUCUUCAAGGAACAGUAAAAGUGCUGCAGUCUUACAUCUCAGUCUUAUCUUUGCAGUGUGGGCGGCUUAAGUCAGAGCUGCUUAAAUCCAAACAUGACAAUAUCGUGGCACAGCUAAAACAACAGGUUCUAAAGACCACAGAACGGCAAAUGACAGUAUUUAUUUUUGUUAUUUCUUCAUAUCAAGAUCAGUUGAAGAAUGAAAAAGAUGCAAAAACUACAAUCAGGGAUUCAAGGUCAGUAGUAUCACACAACGUUUAAAACAGUUAACUACAGUGUACACACUGUAGUUUAAGGAAAGGAUUACAUGUAUGUUGUUGUUUUAUUUCUCUUUGUUUUGGGGCAUGUUAAUAGAUGAAAAUGAGUGAAAAACAAAGGGAAACAGUGUGCAAAGAGAGUAGUAUCUGAUACCCUGGGGCUAGUGGAUUUUGCCAUUGGUCUAUUGAAUUCUGCUCUUAACUUGCCUGAUGGGCAAGUGAAGUAUUUUGAGGAAUUCAACUUACAGAAGUACUUUAAAAUCAAUUCUUGGGGGCUUAAGUUGAAAUGACGUUUGGGCUAGUAAAUGCUAGCUUCAGCUUGCCCGAAUGGCAAGCUGUAAAAAUGACUUUCCUUGCACCCUGGGCCCAGUUGUUCAAAGGCGGAUUAGCGCUUAACCCGGGGUUACAUUUAACCUGGGUUUCUUUUUCUUAUGUUCAAAAGCAUUUUAUCGGAUAAUUUUCUCUCUUAUUUUUAGAGCUUCCAAUCAUCAACUUGUGGACAAAAAGAAUUAAAACUAAAAUGCUUUUUUAAGCUUUUAAAUCUGAAUUCAAAUCUCGCACUAACCCUGGGUUAUCUUAACCCAGCUUUGAACAACUCGGCCCUGGGAAAUAAAAUGUAAACCAAGGAUAAAUUUGAACCAUAACAUAUACAUGUAACACUGGUCAAACUUUUAUUGUAUAUCCAGUAUCCUGAACUCUUGCCAAUCAACCUAACGAUUCUUGAAACAAAAUUACAAAAUAUCUUUUUUGUGUUGCACACAAAUGGGGAUAUACACAGUAGGCAAUAUCUCUGACAAGAUGGCAUUUUGGGGAAGAUGUACUGUAAGUAGUCUGGGUGUAGGAAGGUCCAAAGAGACUGAGAAAAAUUUAGUAAGAAUAUCUAUAAAGAAUACGGAAAUGAAUGAAUGAAUGUACAGCUGUUGGUAGACCCUUACAAAGAACUACAGAGUCAAACGUUACUGGUUAUCAAUCUUGGGACAGUUUACUGUACUGUUAUGUUAACACAUUCUUUUUUUACACCAUGCAGAUGUCAGAUCUUUAAGGACUGUAUUCCAGUAGUGGAACAAGCAAACUCUGUAAUUCAUUCUGCCCUUGAUGAUCCAGACAUCCUAUUGACUCCAAACGAGCUCUGCUGGCUAGGCUGCAAUGUGUACAAUUUGGGCUGUGUGUCAUAUCAGAGAGAUUGCUUUACUGAAGGAGUUCCUCUGUUAGCGAUUGCUUGUGAAGAGCUGAGAGUAUGGUGCUUUGCUGGCAAGACUGAUGAGGAAAUUUUUACAAGGACUGUGGAGGUAAUUUGGCCUUAACCCUUGUAGUUUUUCUUUCAUACUUUGUGGCAUGAAAUUUUUGUGGGAUUUUUGUGUUUUGCGGGAACAAAUUUUGCAAUUGAAGAGAUUGGUUUUUCUUGCUGGGAAUUGAUUUUUGUGAUUUCAGAAAGUCCCAGACCAGUCAUUGUUAAUAUUUUCCUUUUUAUUAAGUAUGCACAAUGGAAAUGCAUACAGUGAAGAACAUUUCAAACAAUUAAUGCUACAGUUUGUGUACCCCACACUGUAUGUAAAACCAGUGUAACAGAUUACUUUUCUUUGUCAUUCGAUUAUAGUAACAUCUGGGAUGACUGAUAGUUCUGAUGAUCGAUUGGAAGAAUUUAAGUUGGAAAAUAUUUACAGUGGAGAAAUUUUUUUGCAGGAAAUAUUUGUGCCGGAAAAAUCACAAAAAUUAUAACCCGCUAAAAUUUUGUGCCACAAGGUAAAUGAUGUACCAUUUUGAUAAGCCCAGUAGUGAUUAUUACCAAAUUUAUCCUUAUAAUACAGUUACUAGUGCUCAUCAAUCAUUGUUUUAAUAUUGGGUAUUAAAUACUUGUUAUUCUUUUUUUUUGCACUGUGCAUAAAACGCCACAUCAAUGGUUUUCUUUUUUUCUGAGAAAUGGAAGCAAACAUGCACUUGUGAUGUUAACCCACCAGAUGGGUCUUACAGUAGUCUGUCCUGUCGUGCCAUCAUUAAUAAUAUAAUGUACUGAUUUCUUUUAGGUGAAGCUCCUAACAAAAUUUGCACUGCUGAAUGACUGUCAGCGACGAGCCAAACAGAUGGCUGGUGCACUAACAACAAUUACCACUCAGGUUCUUAUAAUACUUCAAACUGGUUCUGAUUCAAAUGUCUUAAGGCAGCAGAUCAAACAAUGGACCACAGUGAAACAUGAACUGGUGAAAAGUAUGCAAGAUGAAAAGAAACAAGCUGAAAGAUCAAGGUUUGUCGUGAAUUUUCAUUAACAAAUUAAUUUUGAUUAAAACCACGCAUGCGCCAGUGGUUGAGAAUAUAUGAAGAUGUCAUAUUUUAUUACAACUGCAUGAAUCCUUCAGUGAGGAGCCCUUUUCUAAAAAUUAUGAGAUUCUGUUAGUCCAAAUAUGUUAUGUCAUGUCUUACCUGACUUUCCAUAUUUUUCUCCAUUUACUGUAGAACCCUGUGCAGUGUUUUAGCAGAACAGAAAGAUGCUGAAGAUAUUGACAGCAGUCAGCUUUGUUUAGUUCUUCAGGAAGAGCUUGCUUCUUACAAGGCAAAGAAGUAGGUUCUCAAAACGACAGACAUCACAAGGUUUCUGGACCUGUUGCAGAAACAGGGAAAGAGUUCCUCGUUUUAAUUGUCCAUUUAGCUCUUUCAUUACCAUGCAUACAACAGUGUAUGAAACAGAUCCUGGAAAGAAAUAUUACAGUCAAACCGGGAAAACUGUGAACACCAGAAAUAUUUCUGGAAUGCUAUUGUACUGCAAGAGAAAAGCCAGUCAGGCAUGAGAAAACUAAAGCACAAGCAAGAACGUUAGUUUGUGGUUUUGUGGCCAGUUCGCGUUUCCUGAUCUUUGCUGUGAUUGGUCGUAACACAAUAAACAUUUUGAGAUAUUUCAAGUGUUCAUAGUUUUCCCAGUCACACUGUAAGGACAUGUGAAAGUACAGUGUACAUGUGCAUGUAUUCCUGACAUGACUACAUGUAUAAUCAUGAGCCCCAGCUACUCUCAUAGGAAACAAAAGGAAAAUACAUGUAGAACCAAAAGAACUUCCUAGCUGUACAAUACCCCUCCUACUAAUUACAUAUACCUGACAACUUGAAAUUUUAGCAACAGCCUUAUGCUGAUGAUGAGGUUUCAUAAAAAAGAUCUCUUUUAUUUCAUAUACUGUACUCAGUCUCCCAAAAAAGUUUUGUCCUUUAUACAUUUGUCUUCAAUUGUCAUUUGAGGGGUUGAUUUGAACCCAGAGUCACUUCAUAAGUAGGUAAAAUAUGAUUGUUGGGGUGAGCGUUGUCCUGAAUAUUGCUGAUGAUGAGGUUUCAUAAAAAAGAUCUCUUUUAUUUCAUAUACUGUACUCAGUAUCCCAAAAAAGUUUUGUCCUUUAUACAUUUGUCUUCAGUUGUCAUUUGAGGGGUUGAUUUGAACCCAGAGUCACUUCAUAAGUAGGUAAGAUAUGAUUGUUGGGGUGAGCGUUGUCCUGAAUAUACAUUGUAAUAGGACUGUUGUUGACUGGAACAGAGAUGAUCCUGGGUUAUCCUUUAUCCCAAUUCUCUUUUGAACAACUCUGGGCCCAGUAUUGUAAUUUAAUGGUCUACAUGUAUAUUUUCUCUUAUUUCUAGUUACGACACCACAAGGGAGCAAUUUUCUGUCAUCAGACAGCUUAUGGAGUUGUACAUUAUCCAAGAUGAUGAGUUUCAUUAUGGUUCAGUGAUGCUUGAGCUUGGUGUGGCAUUGCACAGCCUUGGAGACAAAGAUCUUGAGGAGGAGAAGUGAGUCUAAAGCUUAUGUGUGUUCUGGUUUAGUAUGUGGCAUUUUGUCUUACAUUUAGGUAAAUGACUAUGGAAUAGCAAAAAUACAUGAACAUCAAACAUUCUCUUGUUUGAUCACAAAGUGUAACUUGUGGUAAAGGUAAAGGCACAUUUAACCAGCUGUUUUGUUACAAUGUCAUUCAGGGAACCUUAUAUGGCCCAUUAUGAAGCCAGUCACUUAAGUAUUAUUGUAAGACUUUUUAUAAGCAAAGACAUUUUUUGAAAAAAGAUUUUGCUUUGCUUGAACUUUACACAGUAUACAGACUGAACACAAGUGAUGCAUUUUGGUAUCCAUUCCCUGUGGAUUCCAUGCUCUUGUGAUAAUUGAUGGUGAAGUGUCAUCAUGGUUGUUGAAGUGUAGAAGGAUGUUCAUGGUUCAUAUCUCUAAUUGGGCAAUAUCCCAAUCCCCAGCCAGCCCUCAACAAUAGCCCUAAACAUUGUGAUAUUCUUUGCACUAGGUCUGCACUUGAGUGCUGUCAAGAAGCAGCUGCAAUUCUGGAGCGGCUGGCGGACACAGAUGAGGACAAAAAUCACCUGUCACUUGUGCAGGACAGACUUGCUGCAGCAUAUUUAUGGCAGGCAUUGUUAGAGCACAAAGCAACAAUGGAAGACAAUCCACAAGUGGAAUCACCCAAGGAACUCAGUGAAAGUUAUGACACAGGGGAGGUACUUGUACCUUUUUUUUUUUCUUCAGAGGAUGUGUAAAUCAGGCCCCAGUUGUUCAAAAGGUGGAUAAUGCUAUCCACUGGAUAUAUCACUAUCCUGUGGAUAGCCCACAAUUGUUUGUUAUUUGAUCCACUGACUGGAUAGUGAUUUAUCCGGUGAAUAGCCCUAUCCAAUGUUUGAACAACCAGGGCCAGAAAUAUAUGGGAAUGGGCUGGGGGUGGUCAGAUGUGAUACAGUGUACCCCUUGCUCCCUUUGAUUACCUGCGUAUUUCCUUUUGUAGUUAUUUUAGCCCCCCUUCCUAAGUCCCCUUCCACUGGCAUCCAAUUGCAAACUUACAUAAUGAACUUAUUCCUAUAUGACUGCUCUUUUUAGGUCGAAGGCGUAUGUCUGGAGCAGCCAUUUAUGUCAUCCCUUCAUUCAGCAUUGGAAACGUGGACAGUGUUAGCAAAUAGAUCAGUGCAAGAAGGGACCGGCCAAAAGGUAGAGUUUGGGCAUUAUUAUUGUGCAGUUUAGUUUUUUAUGAUACAUGUCUACUGGGUCAGAGGCAAGAAAAGAGAGCACUUCUUUUUUUCUCAUCCCCUGAAAACUUACUCACAGGUUAAAACAUGAAAAGUUUGGAAACUUGAUCAGUCUGGAUAAAUACUAUAGAUUUAUUUAUGCAAUAUCUGUUGUUCUUUUUGCAGAUUGACUUGCAACACUUUGUUAACCCUGAGGAAACUUGCCAUUACCUUCUGAUUAUUGCUGGAAUGUUUGGACUUGUCAACCAGGUAAACUGAAAGGAAAUAGAAGGCUGUUUCUGGGGACUGUCUCAUGGAACAGUAACUGAUGCAAGUUGUGUUAGGUUCUUUCUGCUGAUGAGUUCUAAAAGAACAACAAUAACUGUGGUAUGUUAAAAAAGCAGUGCUCAUUACAAAAAUCAAAACAUGUUUUCAAUGAAAAGACUAUAUAAAUAGAAGUUAAUCUCAAGAUUACAUAACUUUUUAAAAUUAGUCGCUGAGGGUGAAAGGAAUCAUAUCAACAUCUAAAAAUCAUGCGUUAUCUACUUCAGUGACUUGCAGCGUCCCUUGGGAAACUAGUUUAUAUCUUAAUGUGUCCAUCAAUCCAACCUCAGGAGUUUGAAAUAAUCUGGAAACAAAAUAUGCAAAUGUGCUUCAAAUAAAUAAGCCCUCUGGGGGCUAAGUAGGAGAAGGGAUUUACAGUAAACUGUUUUCCUUGCAACCAAUCAUUGAGUAAUUUUUAACUUUUUACAGCCAUUCAAGAAGGUGUGUGCUCUUCAUCUUGCUGCUACUAUUACCCAAACAAUCAGCACCAACAGUAUGCUGGAUAAUAGAAUAUCUGCCUGUAGUGAAGCUGUUCAUACUCUGUGUUAUGUACUGGACAUUUCUCAUGCUAGUCUUCUGCUGCAUCAGACCAGUGAUGUGUUGGAAACCUUUAAACCAAGUGGUUCAGUUAUGGUCCAGUUUCUGUUGGCAAAGAGUCACUAUCUGUUAGUGGCAGGAAAGGUGAGUUUGUUCCAGAAUCAUUUCUUUUGCCUUAUUCCUCUAAACGCAGGAGAUAAUGAAAAUUAUAAGCCAAGAGCUACUUACUUAUAGUCCAAUUUAAUCUGUUAUAAAAUUUAUUAUUUCACAUAUACAUUGUACAUUUACAACUUGCAAUGUAUGAGUGUUUGCUAUAAUUAUAAUCUAUGCUUGUCAGUGCUUGUGUAUAGUUUACAAAAGCAUAAUUGUGUAAAACUUUUUUAAAUAAUACUUACAGUCUCUAUCGAUUUGUCAUUCCUAUGUUUUUGCAUUUCCAUUCCUUUUUAAUCUGAGAGAAUAAUAUUGAUGCACAAAAUGUUGCCAUGCACAUGGAUGUUGUUAUCCAAGGUAUCAACAGAGGUUUUGCCGCUGAUAAAUUGACUCCAAAUGUGCAAUUUCUGAUUUUGUUAUUUAAAGACCUGAACCCAUGAUUGAACUCAUGGGAUUUUAACACCAGUUGUAAAUUGGUGCUUUAACAGUAUCAUACCAUAAAAGCUUACAAGCAACUUAAAAUGUCCUUAUAUUAUGUUAUUUACUUACAAGUACUGGAUUAGUACUGGUACCUCAUUAAAGUUGUAACAUCAUUAUGAUAUAGUCCAGGGCUGAUUUGCAUGUGUGUGAAUUUUGGAUGGUUAUUGGCUGAGUGGGCCUGGGCAAGUAGGGUUUUCUGUCAGCUUUCACCCUUGGAUUAAGUUAAUGGUUGUGGCCCAUGGGUCCUUAACUGUAGCCUUUUAGAAAUAACAUGUUUCUAGAUACUCCAUCUGCGAGUUUUGCGUUUACGUUUUUUUAUCAAAAUACUGGCAGAAUAUUUUGGUUAUCCAAGGUUGUGCUUUAGCAGGAAAUAGUUCUUUAAUAGGAAUCCUAUCCUGGCAGUGAUUUUGUUACCUCUGGUCUGUGUCUUGCGUCCCUGGCUCAUAAAAAUCCCCAAAGAUGCAAAAUAAUUCAUUGCAUGUGUCCUGUAGGACACAAAGAUUGAUUAAUCGAUCUGAAGAUGUGAAUAUCUGGCCCAUUCGUGUAAUUUGUUUUGGCAGUUAUUAUGGCUGUUGUUUAACGAUGCUUUUUUCUUUUAGCCUUUGUUGUGCUUUAAAAUAGAAGGACAAUAUCAUUCAAAUUUCAGUAAACUUUAAUACAGAACGUUUCAGUCUGUCUUUAGAUUAACUGCCUGGUUACAUAAAGGCCCAAGCAUUUUCAAUUCAGGACUUGUUGGUUCUGGACUGGGACUCAUGAUUUUUCUCAAGAUGAGUCCCAGGACUCACCAUAAAUAUUUGUAACAAAAUCCCUGUGCUACACAUAGGUGCUCUGGAUUUUACAUGUUCAGAUCACUUGGUUUCUGUCAAUUUUUUCUCAGAGCACAGCCCUGGCUACCAGUCCCUGCCUCUAAGAGAGUAACCCUCACAUUUAUCAGUAUCUGAGUGACUGUUUGUUUUCCUCUAAACUAAACAUAAUUAUCUGUUCCUGUGUCUAGUACUCAGAGGGAGAGCAGUGUUUAAUGGAAGUUUUAGUGAGUGAUGCUUUGACUCAGAAGAGCUACAAGUCCCACUUACUGAAGGCCAGAUUAAUGUCUUUGUGUGCGAAAUACUCCAUGGUCCCAGCUAAACUCCACAAAUUCAGCAUUACUUUGGGUGAGUUGAAAACUCAAUUUAAUAAUUUACCAGUAAUAUGUUGUUUUAGUAUUCUAGUAAUAUGUAUAUUCUAGUUAGACCAACAUCACAGUGGGGAUUAUGUACCAACAGUUUAUUUCCCUGGGAAAAUCAAAUCUGAAGUUUUGCAUCUUAUGAAUCCUGGGCCAAAAGUAUAGUCAUGGGUAAAAUUAAAUUGCGAUUUUUUAGGUUUUAUGAUCUCUGCAUUUCUUUGCUUGUGGAUCUAUAGAAAGACCAGGAUUUCUUGUAAAAAUAUGAGGCCAACCAUCUCACCCCUUCAGAUUCUGCAAGUACCGCUGGAAUACUUGAGAAUCCAUUCUUUUGAAGAAAUUUAUUUGGCUAGGAAAAGUCAAAACACAUUGAUAGUUCUCAAAACAUAUAAAAUAUAUUUGCUUUAAUUUACGUUUCGGCAGUUGAAAGUUUUUGAUCUUGGCAUCUUUGAUGUCUAGCAUUGGAAAAGGUGGCUGUCCGACAUCAAAACCAUCAACUAUCAAAGGAAAUCUUUUUGAGAUUUUUUCAUUUCCCAACAUUCUCUUAAGAAAUCCAGAAAUCUGAGAGCAAUUAUCUAAUUUUGGACCCUUGCAUGGAAAUGUACCAAGCUUGUCAUUGUGUGGUUACAUGUAGCAGAGGAUUGAAUAAUGGCCUGAACACUGAAUCUAGUAAGGUGUCCAUUAAGGGAAUAUUGACUCUAUCAUUGAAUGAUCUUGCUCUUUUGUGAAGAUCCUGUUGUUGGUUCACUAACUGCUAAAUGGAAUGUGCUCUUGAUGGAUUUCACAAGCUAA
Porites evermanni is the source of this 10521-nucleotide messenger RNA. The record is from the annotation of a GenBank genome assembly. Lineage: Eukaryota; Metazoa; Cnidaria; Anthozoa; Scleractinia; Poritidae.